Talaromyces proteolyticus is the source of this 1374-nucleotide messenger RNA. RefSeq lists its product as uncharacterized. The transcript has 4 exons. Lineage: Eukaryota; Fungi; Ascomycota; Eurotiomycetes; Eurotiales; Trichocomaceae. The record is from RefSeq and is a predicted model, not a curated record. The coding region runs from base 1 to 1374 and encodes 457 amino acids.
AUGAUAUAUAGCAAUCAUGAUGGACAAAUUGCUUUUGAAAGCUCUCCGUCAAUUUCAGAAUCAGGAAGGAUGUUAUUUACACCCGACCUUACAGAGAGGUUUGCUCAGUUAGUCUCGCUAAGGUCUUCCUCAAUACCAAUUCUACCAGCUUCAAACGUGCCUCUGAAUCCUGAGCGAAAUCAACGUAUUCCCGUGUAUCCUAAUGCUGCGGAGCGGACACAACGCAGGAUGGCCUGGAACCCUAUGAGUGGGGACUCAACACCAUUAAUACAGUGCAAUUGGCAGCUCGGCCAGAACCGACGUCAAAGGAGGCCUGGCAGGAGGCGAGAUACCGGGCUGUCCUAUUCAUCGGCUGUCACUGACAUGGGUUGUGAUGGCUUGGCGUUGCCGCCGUCAGGUUGUGUUAUUCGGGUUGAUGAUGUACGGCGCUUGAAGAAGUAUUAUGAAAAGGCAUUUGAGGCGUUUCAGCAGCUCAACUGUAGGGUCAUCGCCAAAGCCUUUAUAAAGCUGGUUGAGCCCCGAAAACAAGUGAACUAUCCGUACAAUGGCAGAAGAAGCCCGUCUGGUAACGGAUCCGAAAGGCGAGCAGACCCCGAAUUGACUAAGCCACCAUGGUGGCCAGAGGGGGUCAAGCACAAGGAGCCCGAUCAUCUUCUGAAAGGAGAAAGGAUCACACUUCUGGUUCACAUCCUUCGAAAACUCGGCGACAGCCACGACAUAACGGCAGACAAACUGCGUGACGCUGGGCAAGACGUGCGUCGGUCGAUCAGCCCCCCGGAGCGUCUACACAUCCUGGACGAGGUAUACAGUGUCCGACACAUGGAGGAAAGGUAUCUGCGGGGCGAAAUAUCCGGCGAUGUUCUGAUUCCCAUUGCCCAAGUGCACUUGACUGGAUCUGAAUUGGACGAGACGGAGGCGGCAGGGACAGCAGACUCACAGGGUCAAGUUGAGGAGGCAUCGUGGGGGACGGGGUCGUUCACGUCGAGCGGUGGCAACGGGCAGGAGACAACGGGCCGUGGCAGCAGGAGCGAUACCAGAACGCCUGACAGUCAGGCUUCCUACGGCUCUCACCCAUCGCAGUCGCUCAGCCUGACGCUCCCCAACUCUCCCUGCAACUCAUCGACGCCCGCCAGCUCCUUUGACAGCUCCUUGGCCUACAGCCCCCGCGAGUACACCAGCAGGGCCACAUCGAGCAUGAUGUCGCAGGAGCCCUCCAACCCUACCAUGGGGAUUACCCGCCGGCCACAAAGAUCCUGCGUGUCCAACUACCUCACGCAGCCAAUACUCGCACCAGGCUCCGGCCCAGCCACGACUAAUGUGCUUUGGGGCUCACCUCUUCACGCCUCGGCACCUCCCUUCCAUCUUCCCUACUAG